UUGUAGAAACUUAGGUUAAAAUAUUCCCAACCUUCAAACAAUUAUCAGGGGAAGUUAUCAGUAAAAAUAUUGCUUUUUAAAGCCGCACUCUAAGUGGUUUAGCAUAAGUUAUUUCCAUAACUUCCGCACGGCAAUAUGUCUAUAAUAGUGUUGUUUCCCAUUCUGUUGUUUAUCGCAGCAGGUAAUGCACAAGCAACAAAUAGCAUAAAUACAACAGUAACACCAGUGGAAAGAUGCGGACCAAACCAGUACUGGAACAACUGCCCAGAUGGUUGUGCUCCCAAACCUACUUGUGACAAUCUAAACUACACACAGCCAGGAGGAGCUAUAUGCCAUGAACCAAUAUGCAGACCCAAUUGCACCUGCAUUAAAGGGUAUGUCUGGUUUAAGGGCGAAUGCAUAAGGCGAACGCAAUGUCCAAAUUACGAUCCAGAGCUAAAUUCUUGUGGAAUAGGAGGAUUUGAAGACAAUUGUGCUACAGCAUGCCAGUUGGUCGAAAGAUGUGUCCCUGAAAUUCUAGGCAUAGGACCCGUCAUAAUAUGUACCCCACGAUGCAUUAAAGAAUGCAGGUGCUAUCCUGGAUAUGUAUUAUUUGAGGGUCGCUGUAUCACAUGGUCGGAUUGUUAUAGAAAGUUUCGACCAACACAUUUUCAUACCACAACGGUCGAAACUACAGAAGUCGCAUAAAGAUGCGCGCUGACGUCUAUUCAAAGAAAACUGUAAACACUAAUAAAUAAAAAGUAUUAUGCUAA
Messenger RNA from Dendroctonus ponderosae (mountain pine beetle), 752 nucleotides. Its product is annotated as zonadhesin. The record is from RefSeq and is a predicted model, not a curated record. The coding region runs from base 136 to 687 and encodes 183 amino acids. The transcript has 3 exons. Lineage: Eukaryota; Metazoa; Arthropoda; Insecta; Coleoptera; Curculionidae.